This is a messenger RNA of Clunio marinus, 264 nucleotides long. The record is from the annotation of a GenBank genome assembly. NCBI's taxonomy places the organism in Eukaryota, Metazoa, Arthropoda, Insecta, Diptera, Chironomidae.
AUGAAAAGCUUCAAGAUACUUAAUGCUAUUAGCAAUAAAACUGUACUUCAAUAUUUAAAAAGAAAAUUCGAUAUCAAUGUAUAUCUGAUACAACAAUUAUUUCAAUUAUUACAACAUCAAUUUGUCUUCCCGAUCCAAUUACGAUUACUGGAAAACUUUUAUCUUGCUAAAUCAUGUUCUGAAGUUCGCAAAGUUUCAACAAGGUCAACAGAAAUGAAUGAAACAAAAGCUCAGCGUCUUCAAGAUGAAACUAGGAUAACUUGA